CUUCUUUCUCCACCCCUGUACAUUUCUAUACUCUUCUUACAUGUCGCUUACCAUGGCCUGCUCAUUUCAAAACCUGCCUGAAAUCGUCAUUGGCAACAUCCUCGAGCAUUCAACCGGACUCUCACGCAACAACAAGGGCUUUGCCAGUCGACAGCAGGCGUGCACAGCAUCUGGGGCCAUCGCAUUCAUAUCAAUUUGUCGCAGCUGGCGCAGUGUCGCACGCCCCAUCAUAUUUCAGCUCGCAUUCUACUCUGACGCCGAUCGAGCACCCAAGGCUCUUCUAAACCCGCUUCGCAUCAACAUCUGCUCUGCAGUGUCUCUAGGCAUGGAGGCCCUUGUCCAUGCCGUUAUUUUCGAGCUCAGCAGUACCACAGGGCCCAGCUAUAGCUCUAUCAGCUUUCUAAGCCACGACAUCCUGUCAAAUGCUUGUUUUCCUGCGACAAUGGCGCUGACACUUGUUUAUGCACCAGGACGGAGAACAAAACUGAGGGGUAUCUACUCCACACAGUGCAUUCGGCGCCUCGCAUUCCUAUUUCCUCAUUUGGCCACAACCACCAUUAUAAAGGACGACCAUAGCGGGUCAUUCUCGGCUACUAGCAGCACCCAUACAGACAGAUUCGCAAAUAUACAAUCGGCGGAAGAUGGCCCGCUCCGCAUGCUCUUUGACUCGGGUCCUGUGUCGCAGCUUACACGGCUGGAGUGGACAACACUGCCAAAAACAAAUGCCUCGACACUGCUCUCACUCCUAUACCACAGCAGAUUGACCUUGGAGAGCUUUGUUCUGCAUGACUCGAACCCUCAGACCUGGCUGCUUGCUGUGCAAGACGAGAGCGGCCGGUGUGUUGUGUAUCCGCGCCUCACAAACAUAGUUGUGGACGGACAGAUUUCGUGGUUCCAGACUCCGCGCCUGGCGCCAGACGGUGUGCCUUUUCCCGCGCUGCGCUCCAUUCGGUGUCUCAACUCAUACCCGUAUGCCAACGACAUCAUCUUCCGGGGCAAUGCCGCACACUUGGCCCAUGUCUCAAUCGAGGUUGACCCAGGAUCCCUGCAGCUGCUCAGAAACAUCUCUGUGCUUACCAGCGGCCGUUUCCGAAGUGCAACCACACUGCGAAUUUCGUCACGGAUACACUGCUGCCCUGAUGAACUAGCCCAAAGUAUAUAUACCCUUGCGUUUUCAGCCGCGCCAAAGGCACGGAAUAUCCAUCUGAAUAUCGCCUGUCCGGUCGAGAUGAGUAGUGGCUGUGUAGCUUCGAGGAUAUCUGCGGUGGGGUUGACACAUCUGCAAGUGCUGGCCCUGCCCCGAGUUGCCUUCGCCACUAGGGACAUAGUCGUCCUCGCCUCAUCAUGUCCGUCGCUGAUCAAACUUACAGCAGGGAUCGCCAAGCACGAUAUGGAUUACCCGACCAUACCAGUAAUGCCAGGGCGUAUUUGUCUGGAAGAGCUACAUGUAUGCGGUGCGGUCGGAUGGCCAUCGUCCAGAAUGAGUAGCUUUGCUAGCACGGUCAAGCAGCACAUCCCCAGACUGAGAUACGCAUCUUUUGGCAAGCAAGGCUGUGGUUUCUGAUAUGUAAUGUGAAAUAUAGACACUAUUUGUUUAACGGUGAACGCCUUACAGU
Molecule: messenger RNA, 1616 nt
Organism: Linderina pennispora
Lineage: Eukaryota; Fungi; Kickxellomycota; Kickxellomycetes; Kickxellales; Kickxellaceae
Exons: 1
Coding region: 53-1564 (503 amino acids)
Source: RefSeq, a predicted model, not a curated record